AUGAAGAAGUUUUUGCAAAACAAAAAAGGCAGAUACUCCUUUCGGCAGCACAAACGAGGCCCAUCUAAAGAUUUCUUUCUCAAUAUGCCAACUUCCAACCAGAGCUGGCCGGAGGAUUUUGGCUUCCAGCUGGGUGGGACUGGGCCCAGCUACAUCUUGUCGGUGGAGGAAGGCAGCAGCGCCCAUUUGGCGGGGCUGCAGGCAGGGGAUCAGGUCCUGGAGAUUGAGGGCCACAAUGUGUCAUCGCUGGCGCCACAAGCCGUCGUUGCCAUCGCUCAGACUCAGAAGAACAUCCCUCCCAGCAUUGGAGUGGUGUCCCGCAUACAGCAGAUGGACAUCAUACCAGGUCCAGAUGGUCGUUUUGGCUUCACUAUUGUGGGAGACUGCCCCCUCCUGGUGGAAGACUGCUCCCCGUGCUCCCCAGCAGGACGUGCAGGUCUGAGGGCCGGGGACUACGUCAUGGAGGUGAACGGCAUCCCCGUCCGGCAGCAUGAGAUGGCCGCGUCACUGAUCAAGAGCUCCCAGGGGAGGACACUCCGUCUGGGGGUGCUGGGUCUUGGUCAAAGGCAGAAGCGAAGCGUCAGCGUGGAGUACAGUCAGAUGGGGGGCGAGGGGGCGGGGCUUGAUCGUAAGCACAAGGCUCUGGAGUUCAACAGGAAGGUCGACCAGAUUUUAGGCGAGGAGCCAGACGUGAAGGAGAAACUCUUCACCGUUUUGAAGCAGUACGCAGCGGAGAAGAGAGUGGAGUGGCUGGCUGCCGUGCUGCCUGAGAUACUCACCACUGAUGAGCAUCGACAGCUCAUUUCCAGCAUCAGAAUCUUCAUCCCCAAGAAGCACCGGCAGCGCUUCGACGACGCCGUCUCCCAGAACGUGAUCAACAGGCUCUGCCGCAGCAAGAGCAUCAGCGAGCCGCAGGGCAGGAUCCGGCGCAGUCGGAGCGAGGACCACUCCGACCGCCGCCACGGGUCCAAACGGGCCAGCUCUGUGCCAAGAGAUGGAGGGGAACCAGGAGGGAGAGGGGAAGCAGAAAAGGACAGAGGGGCAAGGAAGUCUGUGUCUGGAAUACCCACGCAUCCCCCCCUCGGACCCAAUCAGAGGUUUGCGGUGUUGGACCCUGACGGCGCUCCGGAGCUUCACAGGCGAAGCAGCUCGGUGCGUGUGACGGGGUCGUCGUACCGCAGCAUCAUCCGAGAGAGGAGCUCCGACGACUGCAUCAUUGGGACUCAUUUGGGAAUGGGAAUUCAUAUCGAUGAAUCUGGGAGCCCGGAGGAGAGGCAGUCAGGAGAUGGCACCUCCUUCCCCGAGUCCCCUGACCUCAGUCAUAUGACAGGUGUAUACACGGAGCUGGAGAACUUGUACGCAGGGAAGAGUGUGUCCCCGCUGCAGGGUGGCUCCCCCGCAGAGCCUGAGGUGGCGGGGCAGACUGAGGCCUAUGGCCGCUCUCUCUCCCCACUCACACUGCCCCCCCUCACAGGUAACCGUAAAUCCGGCCUGUCCCUGUCCUGGAAGGAGCCUCUCCCCACCCCCGUGUACGAGAUCCACCACCAGAGCAGCGUGGAAUCCAACCCGUACGUCAGCCUGGAGAGCCCCCCCGCCUCCCCUCAGCCCUUGGACAGUAAUCCCAAUACUCUGACGCGCCGAAAGAAGCUCUUCACCUUUUCCCGCCCGCCUCGCAGCCGCGACACAGACAAGUUCCUGGAUGCCCUGAGUGAGCAGCUGGGCCACCGGGUCACUCUGGUGGAUGACUUCACAGCUGGGGAGAAUGACUAUGAGGAGAUAUAUCAAGGUGGUUGUCAUGGUUUCAGAAGAGGAGGUGUCCGUAUGAGCUUCCCAGAGGAGCAGGACACGGGCUUCAUGCCCCGGCAGCUCAGCAGCGGCAGCAGUGAGGAUCACAGCAGCGACGAGGCCUCCUCUCCCACCUACUCCUCCGGUUCUGAACAGAUCCCACCUCCUCCGGACCAGAGCCCCCCGCCUCCCCCGCCACUACAGUCUCUGAUUCCCCCGCCGGUCCAGUUCACUGACCCUCUCCCGCCUGUGCGCUUCUCUCCGGAGCACGUCCCCCGCAGCCGGAUGCCCUUCCAGCCACACCACCCCAUCAUCCCCCCUCCGCCACCCCCUCCGAGGACCCUCCUGUCCACUCGCUCUCCUCUUCACAAAGUGCUCCCCACCAGAGCCGGCACGGAGAUGUCCAGCCAGCGCUUCAAGGCCACCACUGCCUGGCUCUCGCGCAACCACGGCCCCCUGGGCUCCUCCACCCCACGGUCCUCCCAGUCGUCCCGCACCCCCUACCUCCCCCGCCAGCUCAGCCAGCCCCAGCCAACCCUCCAGCCAGCUCCCCAGCCCUCCCCUCAGCCGCUCAGGCCGAGCCAGCUCGUCCUUCAGAGGCACCACCAGCUCCACCACCAGCACAGCUACCAGGGCCCGUUGCCGCCGUCCCUGGAGGACCCCAUCCCGACUCAGCAUCAGAGCCUGGGGCCCGUGGGCUCCUCACUGCUCUCAAAGCCUCCGGCCUCAACCUGCACCCUCCCUGGCCACAACAAAAGCUUUGAAACCCCCCCACAGGAGCAUCAGUCACAGCAGGCUCUGCCACCUCCACCUCCACCCCCGCCUCCACCCUGUGACCCACCUCCACUGCCCAAGCCGGGCCAGCACGCCGCAGACGCCAACCACAUGAGCGUGAAGAGGCUGCGCUGGGAGCAGGUGGAGAACUCUGAGGGAACGAUCUGGGGUCAGCUCGGAGAGGACUCUGAGUACGACAAGCUCAGUGACAUGGUGAAGUACUUGGACCUGGACCUGCACUUUGGGACUCAGCGCAGAUCCAUUUCUCCUCCAGAGCCAGCCUUCCAGCCGGAGAACUUUAAAAAGAAAGACGUGGUGGAGAUUCUGUCCCAUAAGAAAGCCUACAAUGCUUCCAUCCUCAUCGCCCACCUGAAGCUCUCCCCGGCCGAGCUGCGGCAGGUCCUGAUGACCCUGAGCACCGACAGGCUGGAGCCGGCGCACAUCAAGCAGCUGCUGCUCUACGCCCCUGACGAGGAGGAGGUGAAACAGUACCAGCACUUCGAUCAGGACCCCACCAAACUGAGCGAGCCCGACCAGUUCAUCUUCCAGAUGCUGACGGUGCCCGAGUAUAAGACCCGCCUGCGGAGCCUCCUCUUUAAGACGACGCUGCAGGAGAGGACGGAGGAGAUGAAGGUGGCGUUCGAUUAUAUCUACAAGGCGUCGGUGGAGCUGAGGAGCGGCAAGAAGCUGGCCAAGAUCCUGGAGUUUGUUCUUGCGAUGGGUAACUAUCUGAACAACGGGCAGCCGAAGAGCCACAGGACCACCAGCUUUAAGAUCAACUUCCUCACCGAGCUGAGCACAACAAAAACAGUGGAUGGAAAAUCCACCUUUCUCCACAUCCUGGCGAAGUCGUUGUGCCAACAUUUCCCCGAGCUGCUGAACUUCCCCAGAGAGCUUCUGACGGUGCCGCUUGCUGCUAAAGUGAACCAGAGGGCCAUCACGACCGAGCUGAGUGACCUGCACACCACCGUCCAGGACAUCAGGACGGCCUGUCAGAAGAUCCUCGCCACUCCUGAGGACCACUUUGCCUCCGUCAUGAGCAGUUUCCUGGAGAACAGCCACCCUGCCAUCCAGUCUCUGGAGUCUCUGCAGACCCGAGCGAUGGAGGAGUUCUCCAAGGUGGCCUCCUACUUCGGAGAGGACAGCAAAUCCACCAGCACGGACGCCUUCUUUGGCAUCUUCUCAGAGUUCAUGUGCAAGUUUGAGAGAGCUCUCAGUGAGACGCAGACUCCAGAAAACCCCCGGAGCCCCAGACUGUCUUCGCCUCUGGCCUGGUAGAAGUGAGAAACCCGUGCGGCUGUCGGGCCAGAUGACAGAACCGAAGUGCCAAGUUCACACUCAGACACACUCGAACCGACAGGAACAGAGACACGAUGGGACCAACGCUUCAAGCUAACGAACGA
This is a messenger RNA of Nematolebias whitei (Rio pearlfish), 3962 nucleotides long. RefSeq names its product glutamate receptor, ionotropic, delta 2 (Grid2) interacting protein, b (gene grid2ipb). Gene Ontology annotation, molecular function: protein binding. The coding region runs from base 1 to 3837 and encodes 1278 amino acids. Lineage: Eukaryota; Metazoa; Chordata; Actinopteri; Cyprinodontiformes; Rivulidae. The transcript is spliced from 22 exons. The record is from RefSeq and is a predicted model, not a curated record.